GGUGACUUUGGAGCCAUUAGUUGGAGCAGAAACGUACGUCAAUGGAAAACGAAUCACUGAUGGUGUUGUACUCAAACAAGGUAACCGUAUAGUGAUGGGGAAGAGCCAUGUGUUCAGGUUUAACCACCCUGAGCAGGCCCGCUUAGAGAGAGAGCGCAGUGCCACACAGGAGCAGCAGGGGGAGCCGGUGGACUGGAGCUACGCACAGGAAGAACUGCUGGAGAAACAAGGCAUUGACAUAAAGCAGGAGAUGGAGAAGAGACUGCAGGAUCUGGAGAAUCAGUACCGCAAAGAGAAGGAGGAGGCCGACCAGAUACUGGAACAGCAGAGACUG
This is a messenger RNA of Sinocyclocheilus rhinocerous, 334 nucleotides long. RefSeq names its product kinesin-like protein KIF1C. The record is from RefSeq and is a predicted model, not a curated record. The transcript has 3 exons. Lineage: Eukaryota; Metazoa; Chordata; Actinopteri; Cypriniformes; Cyprinidae. The annotation marks the transcript as partial.